AUUUUACAUUCUUUAUUGUGGAAUUGUUCAACUUGGGAAUGGACAAGUCUCCUCUUCGACUUGGUUCUUUUCUUAUCAAAGGUGCUGCAGGUACAGUACGUUCUUCUCUUUAUGGUGAUGGUGCAAACAGAACGCUUCAAAGAUUUGGGCUCAUGUCCAGUAAAACCAAGAGGGCCAAUGGCAAGCAUAUGUCUCCUGCAGAGUCUCACCUUACUCUUUGUUUAAAACACCUUUUUUUACAGCCACGAGUAAGGUUGCGUAGUGUCAUGUUCGUUCACUUUCUGUGUACACCCUUGGUGCUACUUCUGCUUUAUGCAUUGUAUUUUCCAGGCUAUUACGAGUUUUGGCUAUAUUUUGCCAUGCACUCGACUCGAGCUUGGUUGUGGAUUCUGAAAAACGUCUGUUUUCCAGAUUUCAUAUUUAGCAGGCAGAAAGUUACUAUUUUUGGUACUCUAGUAUUGUUUGCGUUACUGAGCUUUUACUGGGUUGCCCCUUGGAUCUUGGCUUCUAACAGAAAUUACUUUGCAGUUCCCUAUCCCAUUGCAGGUUUGCUUGUUUCUUGCUGGGGAGUUGGGAUUGGAAUCAAUUUUGCAGCUGAUGCACAGAAAUACUUUAUGUUACGAGAACGAAAGAUGCUGGUGAAGGAUGGAGUGUUUAGUCGUUGCAGACAUCCUGCAUAUCUUGGAGACCUAUUGUCUUAUGCAAGCAUGACUAUGUUGAGUGCCCAUUGGUUGCCAUUCCUCAUUUAUAUAUUCUUUUUUUUUACUGUUUUUCUUCCUCUUAUCUAUCGCAUAAGAGUAAAAAUUUGGCUAGAUAUUCGGAGUGGCCUCAAUAUAGGAGCGAGACAGGUCUUUUAUUUCCGAAAUUGGAUGGAAGCUAUUUCCAUUCAAUAUGGGAUUCUUACAUGAUCCAGUCGAUUGACUUAAAUUUGAGCUGCUCAAAGAAAAGCAACUAUUCGUCAAGCAAUGGUUCUUCGGUGAGGUUUACUAACCGUUCUGCCCGACACGAGAACGGUGAAGAUAUGCAAGGUUGAUAUAGAGUGUGUAGGAAAUGUGAAAGUAGCAUAGAAUUAGAAAUGGAAAGGAUAUGUUUCGUUCAAGUUGUGUGAAUAUGAUCGAACAAAGGAUCCACAAACAACAACCCAUAAAUAAUGUAACAAUUUCAUUACGUG
Messenger RNA from Galdieria sulphuraria, 1171 nucleotides. RefSeq names its product steroid 5-alpha reductase C-terminal domain-containing protein. Bases 39 to 908 code for a protein of 289 amino acids. The transcript has a single exon. The record is from RefSeq and is a predicted model, not a curated record. Lineage: Eukaryota; Rhodophyta; Bangiophyceae; Galdieriales; Galdieriaceae.